This is a messenger RNA of Eucalyptus grandis, 1621 nucleotides long. Its product is annotated as probable acyl-activating enzyme 1, peroxisomal. NCBI's taxonomy places the organism in Eukaryota, Viridiplantae, Streptophyta, Magnoliopsida, Myrtales, Myrtaceae. The record is from RefSeq and is a predicted model, not a curated record. Bases 4 to 1482 code for a protein of 492 amino acids. The transcript has 2 exons.
GCUAUGGCACCAAACCUCCCUGCACUGUACGAGCUCCACUUCGCGGUUCCAAUGGCAGGCGCGACUCUUUCCGCGCUCAAUGUAAGCCUUGACGAGCAGGCUUUGACGAUCAUUCUUCACCAGCUACGACCCAAAAUCAUAUUCGUCGACUCCGAGCUUGCACACCUCGUCUCCAAAGUCAUCCACAACAAUAACAACACGCACCUCCUAGAGAACCACCACGAUCACCAACCACUACUUGUCACAAUCCACGACGUCUCACUGGACCGUCGAACCCAAUGGGAUCUUGAGGUUCGAGAGUAUGAACAAACCGUAGCUAUGGGAGAGAGCGAUUUCCAAGCCAUGAGUCCGACCAAUGAGUGUGACCCCAUCUCAGUCAACUUCACUUCGGGGUCGACGGGGACACCCAAGGCAGUGGCGUACAGCCACCGAGCGGCAUACUUGAACUCUCUAGGGCUGAUCCUCCGAUACAACAUGGGGAAGUCGCCUGUGUUCCUGUGGACGGUGGACAUGUUCAGGUGCAAUGGGUGGUGCUUCACAUGGGCGAUGGCAGAGCUCGGCGGUGUCGAUGUGUGUAUUAGGAACGUGUUGGCGAAGAUCAUCUUCGACUCCGUUCAGCUCCACAAGGUCACCCAUCUCUGUGGUAAACCCACUAUCCUAAAUAUGAUUGCUGAUUCCCCACCGGUCGACCAAAAGCCACUGCCUUCCGUGGUGGACGUAAUCAUCGCCGGCGCAUUCCCGACGAAUCCCGUUCUCAAGAGAGUCCAAGAGCUUGGGUUCGACGUUGUCUACGGAUAUGGUACGACGGAAGCCCUGGGGCCCGCCCUCAUCAGACCCUGGAGGUCAACACAACACCACCACCAUGACGAGGACGAAGACAACGACCACGACGAUCAUAACCUGAAAUGUAGAGAAGGCCUCCACAACAUCACACUGGAAGCUGCCGAUGUCAAGGACCCGACCAACUUGCAAAGCGUUCCAAGCGACGGGAAAACAAUCGGAGAAAUCAUGCUCCGAGGGAACACCCUCAUGGCUGGGUACGUGGGCGACCCGGAUGCAACGCAGGAGGCCUUUUCUGGCGGGUGGUACAGGACUGAAGAUCUCGGGGUGCGGCACUCGGACGGUUGCAUAGAGGUGAUUGACCGAGCGAGGGACAUCAUAGUCUCGGGCAACAAUUGGAUCAGCACAUUGGAAAUAGAAGGAGUCUUGUUAAGCCACCCGGAUGUUGCAGAAGCCGCUGUUGUUGCUCCAUACACCGUUGUGGGACAAGUCCCACGCGCAUUUGUGAAGUUGAAGGAAGGGAGGUGUUCCAAAACCGAGGAGAUGGCAGAGUUUUGUGCGGAUCGGUUGCAAGAGGCGGCAAAGGUGCCGAAAACGGUGUUUUUCGGGGACUUGCCGAAGAAUUCCACAGGGAAUGUGCAGAAGUCUGUGCUGAGAGAGAGAGAGCCAAUGCUUGUCCAUAGAAGGAGCACAGCUUCAUGAGAACCAAAACAUCGAGGGAAUUACUUGCGAAUAAUUAGAAUCAAACUACUAGUGUCUUUCUGUGUUAUUGCCCUGUAAUUCCAUAUUUCGAAUUGUCAUGGAGAAAUAAUUGCAUGAUAGUAUUUAAGGUACUAUGAAA